Messenger RNA from Panicum hallii, 1056 nucleotides. RefSeq lists its product as uncharacterized. Bases 165 to 974 code for a protein of 269 amino acids. The record is from RefSeq and is a predicted model, not a curated record. The transcript has a single exon. Lineage: Eukaryota; Viridiplantae; Streptophyta; Magnoliopsida; Poales; Poaceae.
CGGCGAAGCCACGGGUUUCCGGGCGCGACGCGACUCCGAGUAUAUGGGAUUUCGUUUCGGACUCCCGACUCCGACUUGGAGGCGGGCGACAGCUAUAUAUAUCUCUCCCACCAGGCACCAGGCCUUGUCCAAUAACCAAUCCAGCAGACAUCCGAAAAAGGCACAUGGCGAGGUACGAGUAUGAGAGAGAGCAAGCCGAGAAGGCCUGCCGGUACGCGGAGGAGCUCUUCCUCGCCGGCAACAUCCCCGGCGCGCACCGCCAUGCCAGCAGGGCCAAGCGGCUCUGCCCGUCGCUCCCCGGCGUCGCCAACGCGCUCGCCGUGUACGAGGCCCACGCCGCCGCGGGGGGCAGCUGGCGCGCGGUCCUCGGCAUCCAGACCGGCGCCGCCGCCACGCAGGACGCCAUCAAGAAGCAGUACCGUCGGCUGUCCCUCCUCGUCCACCCGGACAAGGCCCGCUGCGCCGCCGCCGAGGGGGCCUUCAAGCUGGUGCGCCGGGCGUGCGAGGAAGCCCUCUCCUCGGCCGCCUCCAGUCGGGACACGAGCCCGCCGCAGGUGCCUCGUGCCGCCGCGCAGCCCAACGUGCGUCGGGCCGCGGCGCCGCCCCCUCCGAUGAUGCAGCCGAUGUACUACGCGCCGCGCGUGCUCAUGCGCGUCUACUGCUCCUCCUGCAAGAACGAGUACGCCGCGAAGAUCGGGCGGCUGGAGCAGCAGGGCGGCAUGAAGUGCGCCCGCUGCCCCGAGUGGCUGAGCCCGCCGUGUCAGAAGAAGCCCCCGGCGAGCAAGGAGCCUACCGCCGUGCCGGGGCGCCAGGUGUUCCAGUGCCCGGCCAAGUGUCCCGAGUGCGGGGCGGCGUACACGUCCAAGGUGUGCGUCGGCCGGUGGUGCCUCCGGUGCAAGGCGUGCACCAAGUCCUCCAUGGUCGACGUGCAAGGACCCGAACAGGCCACUGCGAAGAUCCGAAAGCGUGCCUGAACAUGACGAACAGUUCCCUUCAUGUUACGUUUGUGUGAUUGGCUCGAUCUCAUCCUUUUCCCAGCGGGGUAUAAGUGUUUGA